CCUUGUGUGAACCCUGACUCUGCGCAGUGAGAGUUUGCCGCUGUGCUUCCGUCCCGUCCCACACUGACUCAGCUGUGAAGCCAGCCGGCCGGCCACAGGAGCAGCAUUUCCUCCAUGAGUGCAUCUGUAGGUGUUAGAGAGACUUUCGAUCUACAGCAGCUUUUUGUUUGGGACUCCAGAUUUUACCCUCACAUCUGGAAAGCAGAGUUUGUCUGAAGGGAAUUUCAGAAUCAAAAAGAGCCAGGGCUGGAUCUUUGUCUCAGACAAAGCCAGCUGCCAUGGAGGUACGGUGGAUUGGGGUUGAACCCUCCAAGCUUGGCUCCCCAUACGCAGCCUUCACUUUGCUGCUUGGUGUUUGGUCUGCUCAAGGCCUGGAAAUGUCCGUGGGGAAAAUCCCUUUCUUGCAAGCGGUAAACGGCAGCACAGUCAUGCUGCCUUGCACUUACGCCAGCUGUAUCGGCAUCCAGGACCUCUACUUCAACUGGCAGUACAACGACAAUGGCACAAUGCAAAAAGUUUGUGAAGCUGUGAUACCAACAGAGGACGUGGUACCAGAUGUGCAAAUUCACAAAGAAAGAGUGGAGUUUAUAGGAAAGAACAACAAAAAUAACAUCUCCAUCUUAAUAUGGAACAUCACUUUCGAGGAUGGAGGCUAUUACACAUGUUUUGGGAAGAAUCCAAAAGAGAAGAACAAGAACCACAGUGCGAUAUUCCACCUAAUUGUGGUGGACGAGUUGAGGGUGGUGGACAACACGCUGACCAUUCUUAUAGCCUCGGCUGUAGGGGGAGCCAUCGCGUUCCUGAUGGCCUUCAUGUUACUCAAGAACUUAACUCUCUUUGUUCUUGCCAAACUUGAGGAGAAAAAUAAAGAGUGCCUUGUGUCCUCGUCAGGGAUUGACAACACUGAGAACGGCCUCCCAGCAUCCAAAGCUGAUUCUAAACCAACUCCCAAAAAGAAAUGAGGCAGGGCAUGUAAAACUACACAAGUACUCUGAUUUAGGACAUAUUGCAGAUAUUAAUAUAUGCAAAUGGGUUUGAAAUGUCAGUAUGUUUAAUUUAAUAACUUUCGUGGUGAGGUUUGAAUGGGAAUACAUACUUUUGCACACAAGGACACCAAAUGUGCUCUAAGUGGUGGAAAUGAUAUACAGCUUACAAUAGUGCAAGUAGUGAAUGCUCAACAUGUCCACAUCAUUGGUAAACAGUAGCUGUUCAUGGCUUAAUAAGUUUAAUAACAUAUUUAGUAGAGUCACAUAAGGAACAAAACUUUAUUACCAAUAAUCCUUGGGAAUACUUCUUCCUAGAAAGAGUAAAAUCAGAUCUAACAAAACUAAUUCAUGGUAGAAAUUUUAAGCUGAAACAGGAACAGGCAACGGCUAAAUUAAGGUUUCCAUAAGCUUCAACACUUCACUUUAUCUUGAAAACUUUGGAAAAAGCUCAUUGUCUCUUAAAUGUGGUCAUGAUUCUACUUCUACUAUUAAUUGGUAUUAUUAUUAUUAAUGUAGUAAUCAGAUCAUUCCCUACAGCAGGGGUCACCAGCCUUUUAAGGCUGAGGGCCACAUCAUGUGUAUGGAGUCAUCAGAAGGGCUAUCAAUACUGAGCUAUGAACAGUAGGGGUCAGUGUUCGCCCAAACUGCAUAUAUAACAAACAUAUUUUUAUUGUUUCAUUCAAUUUCUAAUUUUCUUUCAGAUAAUGUCAUUUUGAAACCCCUGAAAUGCUUUUUAUGAUUACUAUCAUAUAUUACUAGCCCACCUUGCUGUCACCACUCCCGUCUCUUUUUCAACAAUUAGGGACUCACUUCCAGGCAUUUGGUAAAUGUUGCUAAUUGUUUAACUUUUUACCUAUUGUGUCUGAGGCCAGAAAACCAAGGAAAGCAAACU
Molecule: messenger RNA, 1878 nt
Organism: Cyprinodon variegatus (sheepshead minnow)
Lineage: Eukaryota; Metazoa; Chordata; Actinopteri; Cyprinodontiformes; Cyprinodontidae
Gene: scn4bb
Product: sodium channel subunit beta-4-like
Exons: 6
Coding region: 279-962 (227 amino acids)
Biological process (GO): regulation of sodium ion transmembrane transporter activity; regulation of ventricular cardiac muscle cell membrane repolarization; cardiac muscle cell action potential involved in contraction
Cellular component (GO): voltage-gated sodium channel complex; membrane
Molecular function (GO): transmembrane transporter binding; sodium channel regulator activity
Source: RefSeq, a predicted model, not a curated record